AUGAUGGCGCGCGGCGCAUUAAUGCGACGUUUGGUUUUUCGAGGAGUAUCUGAGAAGCGAGAGCUUUGUUUGAGGCGAUUUUCGACGAGAGUUUCCGGUAUUCAAGGUGAUUUCCGACAAGUGCUAACGGUAACCAGGCGAUUUCCGGCGUUGCAAACGGUAGGAAGGGCGAUUUUCGGCAUUGCAAACGGUAGGAAGGGUGAUCUGAAGCGCAGUUCGCGUCUACACUUCAGAGUGCAAACUAAGAUGUCUGAUAGCGAGUCAUUCUCCGAGCGUGAGCCCAAUGUGUUCGAUGAGGAGUCAUCGGAAGGUCUCUUUGACUUCGACGGCGAAGCGGCGGGGCCUGAUGCCGAGGGUGGGAGUGAUACCGAUGUUGAGAUACUCGGGAAGGGGCUAAUGACCGCUCCUGUGCCGCUGUCCAUUGUCUAUAGUGACGGCCGCCACGUGGGCCUCGGAAUGCCUGGGGAGGCGAGCGGUAGUCACCAGUCAGAGACCUCCACUUCCGGCUGUGGAGAGUCAGCCGCCGAACCCUCAUCUCGGCCGAGGGUAUCGAUAGUGUACCCCAGCAACCCUAGGGUACCUAUGGGGGUGCCGAAGGAAAAUUUGUUCGGCGUCGACUAUCUCGGGCCAAACAAGAUUACCGAGCGGGAGAUUGCCAAAUAUCAUGCGGAAUACCGCAUCCCCGAUUCGGUACGAAUGAGGAUACCGGGCCCUACCGAAUCCCUCAGCAAGCCGAAGGACGGCGAGGUGGUUUUCUUUACCGACGUCCUUGUGCAAGGCGUUCGGUUGCCGUUGCAGCCGGCGGUACAGAGGAUUUUGGCCCAGAUCGGUUUUGCUCCGGGGCAAUUUAACCCGAACUUCUGGGUGGCCCUCAUGGGAGUGAUAACGGCCUUCGGCAUGGCCGGUGAAGGGUGUCCAUCCUACGAGCAAUUCUCGCACCUGUACAGCAUCACCAAGUCCAAGUGUGUCGAUCACGGCAGAUGGGUGCAGGCGAACUGUCUCAGGGCUGCCGAUCGUGGCCACUUUGUCAGCUGGGUACCGACUUCACAGAAGUCAUGGAGGAAUCGGGGGGUGCUCCUCUCGGGUGACUGGGAGUCGCCUUCAGGACAGCCUGUCCGAUUCCGUAUUCCCACAAUAUUCCAAAUAGCCGCCGAUCGCAACGCAAGCGGAGAUCCAGCAAGUGGAGAGGGUGUAUCCGCAAUUCCUCUUCACCACCAACCUGAUCCAGGCCUAGCUGUGAUGGAAGAGAGGAGAGCUGCCGAGGCCAAGAAGAUGAACGAGUCCUCCAAGCACCAUCUCAUGAAGGGCUUCCAGGGGAAGAAGAAGAAAAACCAGCAGGGCUCGGCGCCAGCGCCCUCGGCAGAAGCUGACCCCGAGGACCAAACCCUGGCCGACCGUCUCCGCCAGCUCAACGCUGACUCGGCCCAGGCUGGGGCGGCAGCGGUCGGUCCCUCUCCAGGUCGAAGCGUUCCUGCCGAGGGGACUUCCUCCCGAGCAGCCGGCAAGCGUUCGGUAACAGUCGACCUGGAUGCCGAGCCUGCCCCAAAGCGCGGGCGGCAGACCGAGCCUUCUCGGGCCAUCUUUGCCGCUGAGAAUGACGAGGAGCCUGCCAACCCCGUCACCUUGGCCUGUCCGUCGAAGACGGUUCAAUUUGCGACCCACAUGAUCCUUGGUUUGCAAAUGGAGCUGAACGAGAUCGAAGAGCUGCCGAAGAAGCUCCUUUGGGAGGAGGCGGGUCGCGCUUUCUGA
This is a messenger RNA of Prunus armeniaca (apricot), 1749 nucleotides long. The record is from the annotation of a GenBank genome assembly. Lineage: Eukaryota; Viridiplantae; Streptophyta; Magnoliopsida; Rosales; Rosaceae.